Messenger RNA from Bursaphelenchus xylophilus (pine wood nematode), 18516 nucleotides. NCBI's taxonomy places the organism in Eukaryota, Metazoa, Nematoda, Chromadorea, Rhabditida, Aphelenchoididae. The record is from the annotation of a GenBank genome assembly.
AUGGAUAAUUCCAGUGCGCCCUGUCCUCGGAAAAGGCCGCGUUGGCCGACAAGUAGGGCCACAAUUUUGGCCGUUUUCCUGUUGUUAGCACCAUUAGCACAGUCAUCAGGUAAGUUCAAAAAUCUCUAACUUUUUCGCAAUAAGUCACUGUCUUUUAGUCAAUUUUUUGAGCAGUUUUGCUCAUUUUUUAGUUAUUUUUUAGUCAUUUUUUUGCUUUUUCCUCUAAAAAUCCCAAAUUUUUUAUUUUUAUACAGUUUUUUCACUUUUUUUCCAGAAUUAGUACGAGCGAAAAGGGAUGUGAGAGGGACGGAGAGUCUGCUCACAGUUGAAUGGGAAGGCAUUCAAAGCGGAGACCAUCCCGAUUCGAGUAUUCGCGGAUUCAUUGUGGAAUACCGAGCCGAGAAGGACAAUCAAUGGAAUGUCCAUGCGGGCGUCAUCCCAUACAAAGGCCCCAAUCAUCAAUAUCGCGUCCAGGUGAGUCUAUUUUUCAAGAUUUUUUCAUAUUUCACUAAGGCUUUUUCUGCCUCUGGCAUAAUUUUCGAAGAUCAUAAAAAGUUUUAAACCAAAAAACCGUUAACUUUCGGGAAUGACCUUGAUAUUCAUCUUCGCUGAUAGUUAUAGACGUAGAAGCUAGCGUUUCAAUUAAAAAUUUGAUAUCUUUUGGUGUUACUUGUGACUCUGAAUGACGUCACAGUAAUUUCUAGUCAUGAGACAUGCUUAGAUCACUCUGCGAACCCUUAACUAUCCGCGCAUUCCACGACCUGCGAACACAAUUUGUUUACUUCCCUUGAAUCUUCUCGAAAUUAAACGGUUUUCUCUCCAAUUUUUGUUUACACCACCCCCGGGCAAUAAGGCAUCGCACAAUUCAUUUUUUGGGGGUUUAAUGAAGGACUCGAUGGGACAGUUCUUAACAGUCUCACGGAACUGGUUUACACCCGCAAUUCCUCGCCUUCAUGGCACGGAAAGCGGGGUCUUUGGGGGGAAGGGGGGACCCGCUUCUCCCAUCUUUUUCCAUCCGUCCGAUUUCGCCGAGAAUGUCACAAUUAGAGACGGCGGUUUCGCAGCCGUCGACGUGUGAUGUCUUCAUUUAUUUUGAGCGACCUUUUCGCGCAGAAAAAAUGCUCCCUUCUAAACAACAAACAGCCUGAUAAUUGCAAGCGAGAAGACCGCUGGAACAAAAAGUAAAUAAUCAAAAUUUAAGGCAAAAAACGAUACCGUAGGACUGAGGGAGGCAAGGUGAAGGAGAGUGGGGAAACCACUUGUAAAAUCGAAAUAGAAAAUAAGCAUUAAGAAGAUGAUGAAUGCAGAUUUAAAGGCUGAAUUAAGCUUUAAAUCUCAUCCUUGGACUUUCAAAUUGACCGACAAAAAAUGAUGACAUUUCAAUCCCCUUGAACUCAUCUACCUAAAUGAAUAUCACAAUCUUAUUCCAGAUCCCCAAGCUUCCAACUGGCAUCUCGUAUUUUGUCCGGAUCAAGGUCCUAGGCGACAAAAACGAAGUCCUUGUGGAGACGCCGGAAAUCCGAGCUCGCAACGAAAUUGUCAGCAUUAAAUGCGAUGGCGAUGAGAUCACAGCUCCCCGCGAUCUCGACGUCAAAGAACGAGGCAAAUACAGCGUUGCGUUGUCGUGGUCGCCGCCAGAAUGCGGAAGUGUUGGCGAGUAUCAGAUCGAGUUGAGAGGGCUGAAAAACGAACGAUUCGAUGUCCACCGAAUGACGGUUGCUCAGCCAUCCGCCAGUGUCACCAAUCUUUUGUCAGGCACCGAGUAUGUGGUGAGGAUUCGAGCUGUCGACAGAUCACAUGCUACAAGUCCUUGGAACGAGGAGCUGAUCACGGUGUCGACCAAAGGAGAAGGUAAGAAAGGUUUUUGCAAAGUUUCGAAAUGAUGAUUUUGAUAUUGUAUUUACAUGUAUUUUUGUGUGAUUUCAUAUCCAAUAUUCGCAAUUUCAGUGCCCGAGGCCUCUUCCGAAAUCAAAGCCGAAUAUCGGUCCGACCAGGAAGUGCGGAUCCGCUGGAAACAUUUGGAUGACGAACGCCUCCAACAUUACGAGGUAAGAGCCGAUUCCUUUAUGCGUUGUCCUCGCUAAUGGAUUCGAAUAAAGGGGGUUAUCUCUUUUUGAUUAUCACAAAGAGGGAAGCGGGAGAUUACCCAUAAAAAGAGCUUAAUUAGAUUGGUCGACUUUCGGUGAAUAAAUUAGAGAACAGUUGGAAAAAAAGUUGAGAAAAAAAUUUGCAAAAUUAAAAAGAUCAAAUCAUUAUUUCUAAAUCAUCAUGUAAAAAAUAUUACGGCAUAUUUUAGGUAGUCCUUGUGGAAUUCCAAGACGAUGCUCCCCAACGGAUCGAAAGAGCCAGAGUGGAGCCAGAAAAGGACAGUUUCCACUUCAACGAACUCUCUCCCAACUCUGACUACGAAGUUGGAGUCAUCGCCUAUGUUGAUCAUGAACCCCGAAGAGUCUAUCGCCUAGUCUUCUCGACCACGGAUCAACCGAUCAGCGAGAUUGAUGAGACCCCCGUCGUUGUUGGAGCAGGAACUCAAUACACAGUGCACUGGAAGAAACCCGCUACAGAACUGCCUGUCAAGAAAUUCAUCGUCGAAUUCAAGCCGGACAACUCGACCCGAUGGGAACGAGUGAAUACUGAUAGAGACUUCAAUGGAGAAGACAGUUUUAGUGUUGAAACGAAUCAGUUGGACAAGGCGUUUGCUGUGAGAGUUGUGUUGGUCGGAGAUGCUGAGAAGGCGUUGGCGACAACAAAGUCCGUGCUGGUUCAUGACGCCAGUCCGAACAAUUGCAACUCAGUCGCUGGUAUUCCGAAGAAUGUGAAAGCCAAGGCAACCAAGACUUCGCUGACAUUCACUUGGGACGCUCCUGAAUGCGAGGGCAGUGAUUCGAGUGAUCUGGGAUACGAGUAUUCGGUAAGGAAUAGCUUAAAGUUUUGGCAAUAUUGUCUGCUGCAUUUUGUGCAAAGUCUUGUUGAAUCAUGAACAAAUUUUCUUGCAGAUCUGGAAGAAGGAAGAUGGAAUUGUCGACGAGACUUCGUUCGUCCCCAAUCCCACCGUAACCAUCGACGACGCCGCUCCUGAGACCAACUUUGGCUUCCGCGUUCGCACCCGCCUCGUGAACGGUCACAGUCCCUGGUCCGAGAUCGUUGAGACCAUCACGUCGGAUGCUCCUGGUAGGUUACAGUCCCUAUUCCCUUUAUCAACAUGAUUUAUUAACAAUUAACAAUGCUUCUGAGUUUAACACCCACUAACAAGCCGCUUUUUAUUUCAUAUACUAAGCGUGUCGGCGUUCUGGACCGCGUGUCGACAGCGACAUCUCAGCUUUGAUUUGGUGCCUCGAGGUUUGUUUACAACCGCUUUCUUUUCUUCCAUUCUUUUUUCUUUUUGUUUGUUGUUGAUUUUUGCGCUCGGCGUUUUUUUUUGGUUGAAACCAAUGAUAGCGUUGAUAUUAAUGGAGUUAUUUCUUUUUUUUCGGAACCUCCAAAGUCUGACGCUAAUGUGUAAUAGGUACUAUCCGCGCCUUCUUUUCGCCAACCUUUUCGCUUUUUGUCGCCUGAGGCGCUAACGAUCUCGUUUAAUUAAUUAUUUCAUCCUUCACGCUCGGAUGCCUCAUAAAAGCGGAGCGAAAAUGUUUCUGCUAACGUACAAAAAAGGCGAUUUAAUAAGUAAUAAGUUAUAAGCGAGGGGCUUUUGUCAGCGGAAUUGCGUCAUCGGAAAAGAUUCUCUAAGAAAUCGGCAAUAAAUGAUGUACAAAACAAAACAUUGCACAAUACACAAAGCACUAGAGCGAUCAGGGGAAAUCAGGCCACCAGAAAGACCCAGACAUGCCACUCUUUCAGAAGCCGAAAACAUUUACCGUCUGCGAAUUGUCUUGGCGCCACCACGCUCCUAUCUUGUCUGGACGCCCCUGCCCGAGCAUGAGGACAAUAUCGCCAGUUUUAAGUACGCACUGACUCCCGUAACUCUUCCAUUAACACCGCUUUUAGGCUGUCCUAUAAGAAGGCGGAGGAGGACAAGUGGGUGAACGUCCACAAGCCCGCUUCCUUCUUCAAAUGCCCGAAGAACGUCGCGGCGACGCCCGACUUCUGUUAUGAUUUGCGCGACCUGGAGUACGGCCAACAAUACACCAGCGACGUAGGCUUGAUUGUUUGCAGUGUGUUGUUGUGACGCUUGAAUUAAUUGCAGCUAAUCUAUGAACUAAAAUCCGGCGACUGGACCUCACACGGCAGUCCGCUUUUCUUCAUUCUUGUCGAGGCCGGUUAGUUGGUCCUAACUGACUAAACGUAUACCGUGUUUGCAGAGGGUCAAGACGAUAUCAUCCCAUCGGGCGAGGGAUCCCAAACCGAAGCUCAAGCUCCAGCUCAAGACUUGUCGGUUGCCGACACCAAAAUCCAAGAUCUUGGCGCUAAAAUCAGCGUUGCUUGGUCUGUGAAAGGAGAUCAAAGCAAGGUCCGUGCCUAUCAAGUGGAACAGAAACCCGAGAAAGAAGAGGAAUGGAAGCCAUUUGGAAACUACGUGCCGGCUUCGGAAUCUCAGACCAUCUACAAGCAACUGAUUGACCGGUCGGCUCUGUUGUCAAGCAAUGCUGAGUUGAGAGUUCGAGCGAUUGGCGCAAACGCUGAAUCCCUCGUGUUGUCAGCUCCUCAAUUGCUCAGCAAUAAGUGCGAGAGUAAGCUACAGGAUGCAUUUACAUAACCUUUGAUCUUGUUUCUAGGGAUUCAAAAAACUCCAGAGAAUGUUUUGCUUACCGUUGAGACCGCCAAAAGCAUCAAGAUCAGAUGGGAUUACCCCGCCGAUUCCGGUGACUGUGGUCUUUACUUUGUGAUCAGCGGAAUGAUCGAUAACGGAUCCAUCCAACAGACUGUUAACGGAAAGACUCGCGAACUUUUCCUCGAAGUCCAGAACCCAAGUAGCGUUGAGUUGAAGGUCAGCGCCGCCAAUAAGAUUGGCCCUGGGCCUGCUACCGAGUUUCUCAGAAUAGGCGAUGGUCCUCAGCCUCCACAUCUUGAUGGCCAACAGCAAGCAGCCGCGCCAACGAACGGCCAUAUCAGCCGAGGAGGUAAGGGAGUCCAGGCCGGUCAUCUAUGGCAGAGAUAUCCGUCUGGUUUUUGCUUAUUAUAAUUUACCCAAGUUUUCGAAUUUUCACCUUUGUUACUUUACCGUAUGUUAUUUGUACAUCUUGUUGUUACCUCAUUCUCGUAUGUCCUGAGAUCUUCAAAUUUACUCUCUGAAGAAACCAUUCAUUUUGUCGAUACAACAGGUUAUUAUCAAGUCACUAGCCGUCUUUUACAUUGUAAUUUCUUCAAAUCGAAGGUCUUUGAUAGGAACCCUGAUAACCGCGAAUCUUUUAAGCUCGAGGUGCUGGUGUUGUUAAUACUGAAUCUCAUCAUCGGGUCCGCCGUUCCAUCUGCGAUCCCCGUACGGACUUCUGGUGCCGCGAAGGCAGCAACUUCGACGGCAACCCCGACCACGCCAGAGGAGGUUUGUAGCGUGUUGUUGUUGUUGUGCUUCUCCGUGUGCUUUUCGUCUCCAUCUCCUUUCCUCCCCCACUAACUCUUCCCGCCACCUUUUCCGUGUGUUGUUGUCGUUGUUGUUGUAAGCUACUGUCCCUCAAAGUGCACACCGUUGUCGUGUCUUUUCCGAUUGUCCGUCGUUCCGGCCAAUUGCCUUUCUUCUUCCGUCUGUCCUUUUGUCCCUGUUAUGCCGUGUUCCACUCGAUGAAGAGAGCGCUUUCAUUAACCAUUCGAUUGCUUCAGCCUUAGUGUCCACCCCGCACGUUUCGCAAGGCCGUGAAGGCGGCUUGACCGUGCACUGGAAGAGCACCGGAAACGGGCGUGGAGUCUUUGGAUACCGUGUUCUCUACAGAUCCGACUCAACGGGAUGGAAUCCUUAUGGGUAAGAGAGGGCUAGCCGAUAAACUAACAUCUUAUCCCAACUCUAACAUAAUACUAAAAAUUCUAGACAAAUCGUGCCGUAUGUCGGUGACAACGAAAGCUACAGCCAAGCUCUGACCAGUUUGGUUGUUGGCGGAAACUACAAAAUCCAGAUUCAAGCUCUCGACAGAAACUCUUACGUCCUCUUCACCAGUCCUGAAGUUUCUGCUCAAUCAACUUGCCAACCACCAUCUCGUCCUCCAAGUCAUGUUACCGUGGAUGCGCCAGAUGCCAGACACGUUCGCUUGACCUGGGUUCAGCCUCCACAGAACACCUGGAACUGUGGGGAAAUCAGCUACGAGAUUCAGGUCGAUGAGCCAAGAAUCUACGCCGAGCCAAUCAAGGUCGAAGGCCGUCUUCUUAGCCAUGUGUUCAUGUCUCAACCCGGUCAACAAUGGGUUGUCAGAGUUCGCACUGCCAACUCCGCCGGAGCUUCUCCUUGGUCGACGUCCGUCUCGACAUCAGCAUCGUCAAGUUCAGCCGAUCUGAUUGAAGGGCCUUUCGUCAGCACGACUGGCGGAGUGCCUCGAAUCACAUGGAAAGCCGUUCAGAAUGCCCCGGAUACCUUGGCCAACUUCCGCGUCGAAUGGAAACCCCAAACUCAACCGACAUGGAAUAUCCAUCGUCAACAGGUACUUAUAUACGGAAUUAAUUUAAAUCCGAAUUUAGAUUCCUUACUCUGGCUGGCAACGACCAUAUGCUGUUGAUCUUGCUGAUUUGCCUCAAGGAAACUCUUACGAAGUUCGAGUCAAAGGCAUUGACAACCGCGGAGUUGAGAUUGUUGUCUCGCCUACGAUUAGUGUACAGACAAGUCGGCAAUGUUACCCACCAAGAAGACCUCCGACGAAUGUUCUUGUCACUCCAUUGGGUCCAAAUCAAAUCCGUCUUAGCUGGGAGGUAAGGAAAUUUCUUGCGGAAUCAAUGGCAUAAUUUUAGCCCAUCUCCGAAGCCGAGUGGAAUUGUAAUUCUCUGUGGUAUGUGGUCAAGUACAGUAGUCCCGAAACUCAAGGCUACAAGAACGUCACGAACGGCGAAACAUCCGUUGUCUUCGACUCCAAGCCAUAUACUCAAUGGCAAUUUGAGGUCCAAGCCGCAAACUCGGCCGGUUCCUCUGGUUGGUCUCGUAACACCGCCUCCCAAACUCUAACAACUUCUCCUGGUGCUGUGUCGGACGUCCAAGUCUACCCAUCCCACGACUCUAUCCAACUCAGUUGGAGGCCGCCACAGAAUCCAAACGGUCAAAUCGUCGGAUACGAAGUGACGUACCAGCUCGUCAACAAGGGAAUGUGUGAGAAUUCGGCCGGCACCGUGCAAACAGUGAUGAGUCAAGGUCCUACCUACAGAAUCAGCGGAUUGCAACCUCAUUCCAAAUACCGAAUCGGAGUUGCAGCCAGAACGAACAUCGCUGGUGAACGAGUGACUCGAGAAGUCCAAACUGAGCCCUCGGUUCCAACUGCUGCUCCAGCCUACAUUCGUGUCGAUACUGUGGGAGAUACUAGUGCUGCCAUCAGCUGGCAUGCUCCCCCAUGUGUCCAUACGAAUGGAGAUAUCUCCGAAUACGAAUACGAAGUCAUCCCAGCCGAUCGAUAUUCGGUUGAUCAACGGUUCACUGAUACGAUUCGCACUACCAGAGUCGAACUUCACAAUCUUCAGCCAGGAACCAAGUACAAGUUCAAGAUCAGAGCCUAUACUUCUCGAGGAGCCGGCCCGUGGUCUCCUGAUGUUGUCUUCCAAACCUCUCUUCGAGGAUCUUUGGUUGUUCCACCACCGGCUCAAGUCAUCUCCACCGGACCAACUGAUGCCCAUCUUGUCUGGCAGACCACUCCUGGAACCGCCUCUUACUUCGACAAGUUCAAGUGUCAAUAUGCUCCAGCUGGAACUCAACAAUAUCAGCAGAGAACCUUCCCAGCCUACAGUCCUUGUGAUACUGAAUUGAUUAGACGCCAGCAACUUCCACCAAGCACUCCAUCUGCUCAAACUCAUUGUGGUCGCAUCGAUAAUCUCCAGCCUAAUACUCCAUAUGACUUCCAAGUCUCGGCUAAGCCAAAGCAAGGCCCCUGGACCCCAUGGAGUCCUCCGCAGAGAACUCAGCCCGUAGAAGGACCUGUCAAGAUCUUGUCUUUGACCAAGACUGGUGGUUCAACUAGCAGUCUUCGUUUUGCUUGGACUGUCACUCAAAGCGAUCUUCUUCGUUGCACUGCCUUCAGAAUUACAGUCACUCCAAGAGAUCGCUCAGAACCACCAAGAACCUUUACUGUUGAUGGUCACACCUUCCAGUAUCAAGUGGAUGGACUUCGACCAAACACCGUUUAUGCCGUCACCGUUGAAGCCAGCACAAACGCCCGUUACUACCCUGGUGUUACCGUCGACAUGAGCACUGAUGCCGAGCAAAUCUUCGGAGUCGAUCAGCGACCAAGAAUUAUUGAAGAGAAAUCUUCAUCGAUCACUUUGGGCUGGGAUGUCUCAUCCAGAAUCAGAUGCAGCAACUUCAUCGUUGAAUACAAGCUGGAGAACGGAGCCUGGCAGCAGUACGACCGUCGUGUGCCUUGCGAUCAUGGCCGUACCUCUUACACUUCAACUGUCCAGAACUUGCCCACCAACAGUGUCGUCGACUUCAGAGUUAUUGCGAUCUCCGACAGAAAUCAGCCGACUACUCCAAGUCCAGAAGUCCGUGGUCAUACCAAGUGUUCUGCUCCAGAUCAGCCGCCACAAGCUGUUCGUGCCGAUGCCCCAUCAACCAAUGAGGUCCGUGUUUCAUGGGCUCGUCCAGCCAAGAAUACCUGGAAUUGUGAUCAAUUGAACAUUGAGAUCGGCUACAGAAUUGGAGACGGCCCAGAACAGAUUGUCCCAGUUUCCGGCGAAAGAACUGACUACACUUUCCCAUCCGAGCCAAACACCAGAUGGACAAUUCGAGUAAGAUCGAGCAAUCAGGUCGGCCACAGUCCAUGGAGCGCACCUCAGACAGUCACCACUCGUCAAGGAGCUCCCGGAGCCGUCAUGAACCUACGAUUGACACCAAAGAGUCCAAAUGAAAUCUUUGUCCAAUGGUCUCCUCCAUCUCAAUCCCAUGGCUCCAUUGUUGGAUACGACAUCAGUUACCGAUUGAAACACCGUUUGGCUUGUCCAGAUGAAGAUCCAAGAGACACGAGCCGAGAUUUCGUUACGAUCUACAACCACAAGGACCUGGAUUACACUCUGACUGGUCUCCUGCCAAACUCCCUUUACGAGGUGAAAGUUCGCGCCAGAACCACAGAAGUUGGACCGGAAGAAACCAAGGAAGCCGCUACCCUCCAGCAACCACCAAGUGCUCCUCCACUCAAUCUGCAGUUGACUUAUGCCCUUGAAAGAUCGUUGAGUUUCCAAUGGGAGCCAGUUGACUGUUCUCAACGCCACGGAGAGAUCAUCAACUACGAAUACGAGAUCCUUGGAUUGGAUGAUUGGGCCAAAUUGGAAAGACAGAUUGCUAAUACCACCAACACUCAAGUUACAAUCGAUGGAUUAACACCAUUCACCAAAUACGUGAUGAGAGUCAAGGCCUACAACACCAUUGGUGGAGGGCCGAACACCGAGAAUCUGGCAGUCAUGACGACCAAGGCAAAUGCCCCUCUUCCACCUCAAGAUUUGGUUGUAACUCAAGAAGGAACUGAUUUCUUUGUCAUCUCUUGGCUUCCUCCUUAUCCACCCUAUGGACCUCACGAUUCCUACAAGAUAACCUACCAACUGUUGAGUGCCAAUCAAUGGGAGAAUAUUGAAGUCAGCACCAAAGAUCCUCGUCUGGAAUGCCCAAGCGUCACUCCUCGCUUCUGCUUCAAUAUUACUGGUUUGGACAGUGGUCAACAAUACCGUGUGAAGGUGGCUGCCAGAAUUGAAGGAGGAACUUAUGGCCCAUACAGUUCUGUCAUCAUUGCCAACACUCUCCAAGUUUUGCCUGAUGCUCCACCCAGAAUUGACUUGAUCGCCAAAACCGAUCAUUCUCUUCACAUCAGGUGGACUCCACCUCAUGAUCCUCACAGCCAAAUUAUCCAAUACAAGAUUACUUACAAAUCCUUGGGUGAUCCGUAUGCCAAGCCUCAAACAGUCAUUGUUCCCCAUCCAAAACUGGAUCAACUACUCGAUGGAUUGACGCCAGAUACGACCUACAACAUCACAUUGUCUGCGGGAACAAAGCGCGGAUUUGGCCCAGAGAUUUCAACUCGAUACAAGACCGAUGUGUUCAAGGUUCCGGCUGUUAUCAACGCGCCUACUGUCACUCCAGACGGAGCCCAUGCCUUGAACGUUGAAUGGACUGGAGUUCACGACACUCAGAACAGAAUUAACGGCUACAUCAUCGAAUUCAGAAACAGUGACACGCCAGUUUGGCGAGAGAACCCUCAGAUCGUUCGUCACGUCCCUGGAAAGUUGCAAUACAAUGGAAAGCUGACUGGUCUUGAGCCUGACACCCUGUACUUUGUCCGUAUCAAAGUCGUGGACACCAAGAACAACCCAUCAGAAAGCAGUCCCGAAGCCCAAGGCCGUACUGGUUGUGCUGCUCCAAGGUCUCCUCCAAACAAUAUCAACAUCAAUUCGCCAUCUCCUCUUCAAGUCCGCGUUAACUGGCAACCGCCAGCCAAGGACACCUGGUCUUGUUCCAGCAUCAGAUACAGAAUUAAGUAUACGAAUGGCACUAGACCCGGAGAAGUUGUGGUUCCAGGCCUUGAGAAUAUCUUCGACUCCGCUCCAAACGCCCCAUGGACCGUCCAAAUCAGGACGGAAAAUGAUGCCGGAACUUCUGGAUGGAGUGAACCAUUGAAGAUUAAGACUUCUGACGGUAUCCCUGGUGCCGUCAGGGAUUUGAAUGCUACUCCAGAGGGUCCAAAUACGGCCGUGGUUACAUUCUUAGAGCCUGAAGAGCCAAAUGGAGAGAUCACAGGCUACACCAUCGAAUACCAGCUGAAAUCGAUUGGAGAAUGCGGUGCUCGAAGUGAGAAGCCGAUCACAAUCCAUUCAAAGGACAAGAGAAUCAACCUCGAGAAUCUUCUUCCCGAUUCCACUUAUGAGGUCCGAGUUACAGCCCAUACCACCAAGGCUGGUCCAAAAUCUAAGCCGGUUCUUUUCACCACCGAAGAAUCAGAGCCAACUGGGCAGCCACGAAACCUGAGGGUAACUUCCAUUACUUCCUCAAGAGCAGAGCUUCUAUGGAAUGAAAUUGAAUGUGAGCUUCGUCACGGAAAGAUCCUUGGAUAUGUCUAUGAAGUGCAAGCCCUCAGCCCUUAUGGCCAGAAUGUCACCGAUCGUACGACCACUCACCGUGUCUCUCUUCAAGAUCUGGCUCCAUUUACUCAGUAUCGCGCUCGAGUUCGAGGAUUCAACAGCAAGGGAGAGGGUCCGUUCUCUGAUUGGGUCAACUUCCAAACCAAACCUGCCGCUCCACCACCACCUACUGAUCUGAGAGAGGAACAAGUCCUUGACCACGCUCUGGAGAUCUCGUUCUUGCCACCCAGCCCACCAAAUGGAAUCCUCGACUUCUACAAGAUUCGUCACACUCCAACAGGACGUUACAACUACAAAGAGGUCAGAGUUCCGGCUCAUGAGCUGGUCUGCUCGGAUGUGAACAAGAGGGAUCGUUUGUGCUACAGAGUCUCCAAACUAGAGCCCGAGCAGGAAUACGAAAUCCAAGCUGCUGCUCACACAGAAGGCGGUGACUGGUCGGACUGGUCUGAACCUCUGAAUACCAAGACCGAACAACAGAAUAUUCCUGUUCUCGAGACCGGCCUUGAGCUCGAUCAGGUUCGAUCUACCAGCAUCAGCGUCAAAUGGAAGGGACUAGAACCUCAUCUGGCUGAACAUAUUGUUGGAUACAUUCUUGAAUACAAGUCCGAACUUGACGACGAAUGGCAAGAACACAACGGCGUCGUCAGACAUCGUGCUCGUCAGAACGAAUACAAGGCCACCGUUCGAAACCUCAUUGAAUCCACCGAAUACUUUUUCAGAAUUCGUGUGGUGGGUAAAAAUGACAAACGUGGCAACCCCAGCCCCGAACUCCGCGCUACAACCAAAUGCGGCCGUCCGGAAGAGCCUCCAAGAAACGUGCAGAUCCAAUCAGUCGACUUUGAACAUGUCAAGAUCACUUGGGAACCACCAGAGGAAGAGACAUGGAAGUGCGACCAAGUGGAGUUUGUCAUCCAAUAUGCCAACACAACUUCUCAAGGCACCAUCAACGUUCCCACUGACGCGCCAUCUGAGCUGAUCUUGGACACUUUGCCUGGCACCAAAUGGGGAGUCAAGAUGCAAACCCAGACCAUCGAAGAGGAGCCUCAGAAGAGUAAAUGGAGUGACCGCGCUUCGUUGACCACCAAGUCUCCUCCAGAUGAGAUCUUCGUCCAGCUCGAACCCAAAUCUCCAACACAAGAGGUACUGACUUGGGACGUUCCUGACGCCGACUGGCCUUAUGGCGUCGAUAUCUCGUACAGACUCACCAAACUAGGAGGCUGUAACAAGGGAGAGUUUGUUGACGAAGAGCCAAUCCUCCUCGAGAAUGUUCAGGAGAAGACCGUUCUUCUGGACAAUCUCCAUCCAGGAUCGGAAUACGAAGUCACCGUUACUCCACGACUUCCACCUGGACUUGUUGGAGUGGUGAAGCCAAAGAAGACUGUCCGAAAGUUCAAGACCGAAGAUGAUAAGCCUGUUGGAGCUCCAAGAAAUCUCCGUGUGGACAAUCGCCAGGACACCAAGCUUGGGUUCUCAUGGGAACCGCCAGAGUGCGCCGAACAGAACGGAGUCAUUAGUCAAUAUCAAUACGAAAUUGUUGGUCUUGAUGAAUGGAAUAAGGGCGAGAAAGACGGAAUCUCUCCUCGAACCAAGACCGAAGUCACCGACCUUCUACCCGGAUCCCUCUACAGAUUCAGGGUUCGAGCCUUCACCUCGCAAGGAGAAGGUCCAUGGUCUGAGCCGGUUGAUGCCCGCACCACUGGCUCUGAAAUUGGUCCUCCAAGAGAGCUGACCACCGUCGGAACAAAGCCAACUUCGAUCCAGAUUACUUGGCUGCCACCUCAUCCCGAACUCACCAAGAUCAUCGCCUACAAGGUCAAGUACAGUCCAAGGGCCGAUGACUCGCGUCCAGUUGAAGUCGAGCUCUCUGAGAAUGAACUCAGCUGCUCUGGAUACGAAAGCCCAAUCUUGACCGGAGAUUCCCUUUGCACAGAUGUUACUGGACUCGAGCCUCAGACCACCUACAGGUUCUCGGUUCAAGCCCAAGCUGCCUCUGGAAACUGGGGACCUUGGUCGACGGAACACUUCUCAACCACCAAGAAGGCCUUUGAUGGUCCAUUGGGAGGAAGUCUGGUACUCUUAUCCAAUGGCCAUGACAACAUCAAGGUCAGAUGGACUCCUCCAGGUGUGAUUGGAGAUAACAUCGAGAAGUAUGAUCUGACAAUCUCUGUUGCCAGUGAAUUGGACAAGAAUCCCAAGAAAUACUCGACCGGAGGCCAACAAAAAGAGUUCCACUUCAAGGGAUUGGAGCCAUCCACCUACUACAAUGUUACUGUAACUGGUCGUGCUGGUCCAAAGAAUCUCUGGUUCAUUUCGAACAACUUCCCAACUACCGAGAAGGCGGAACACGCGUCGAUUGUGAAUAUUGGCCCGGUUACCAACUUGAGAGUGAUCGACAAGAGCGAGAACAUGAUUCAUGCCGCGUGGGAUCCUCCAGAUAUAUUCGAGCCGGAAUACAGAGACUUGUUGACUCACUACCGCGUCACCUUGACCCCUCUGGACACAUACACCCUGCAACCUGGAGCAUCGAAGAACUACACCGUUCCAGUACCUGGAACGACCAUCCGGUUCACAGACCUUAUUCCUGAGACCAUCUAUAACAUCACAGUUCAAGGUGGAACCGAACAAGGAUACGGAGAACCGUUGUGGACAACCGAAUCAACGUUGCCGGUCGGUGAGAAUAAUAUUUUGAAGCUGAAGAGCCGAACUCCAACCACACUGACGGUCGAAUGGGAACCUGUUUGGGGAACUACACACAGGGGAUACAUUGUAAGUUUAUUCACAGUUACAUCAAAUUAUCUUAACCUUUAUGGAAAUAUUUUUUUCUUUUUCAGCUGACUGCCAAAUCCCUCAAAUCCGUAUAUCCACAUGUUCGCAUAAACACCAUAAAGUCCUUCGAAAUCAACGCCACGGCUACAGAAUUUGUGAUCAAAGGUCUUGAGCCAUCGACCACUUACAACGUCACUCUUCAACUCAAGGACAACAACAAGGGUGCUUGGGGAGCCUGGUCAACAAUGCCUCCGGGCUGGUUUGUACCCAAGAAUCUGAGAUAUUGCGAUGUCACCAACUACGCCGUCUCCAUGAGCUGGCUUCCAGUUGAACUUGAUCUGGCAACAGACUAUCAAGUAAGAUAUGCCCAUUUGAACAGCCCUCAUUUGGUGUGGAAUGAAGAGCCGGAGAAGCACAAAAAGUAUUUGUUAUGUCCUAAAGAUCCUUGUGAUCGGAUGUGCUAUGUUGUGUUCAACUUGGAGCACCAUCCAGACGAGUACGCCUUCCAAGUCAGAGCCAAGGUCGAUGGAGUUUGGAACAGAUGGAAGACGGCCUCCAAGAUUGCUGUCUCGGAAUCGCCAGAAGUGAAGGCCAACUGUUGUAUUGUCCCACCACCAUACAUCGUCGAGAACAUUGCUUCUCCCGGCACUUGGUGGGAGGUCCCAAUUGCUCCAGCUGCCACUGAAAAGAAUAUCACGUAAGACAUCGUAAUUUUGACAUGUAAAAUUCUCAAUUUCAUCUCCGAUUUACCUUUUAAAUUUCGCUUUCAGUCGUUACUAUGUGGUUGUCGAUCAACGUGAGCCCGCUGGAGACACCAACUGGACCAUGUUGACAGACAAGGUGACUGCCGACCGUCUGAAGAUCCCAUACUAUGUGGCAGCCUCAUUCAGCACGGAAACGCUGACUGCUCCAACAACAGUGAAGAUCGGCGAUGGCAAGGUUUAUGGUGGAUACAUCAACUACCCGCUGGUGAAAGGAAAGACCUAUAAUUACGAGAUCUACACCAAAUGGAGCAUGAACGAUGGACAACCGGUCAUUGCUCGUCUUCGAGGUAGGUUUCCAUGUUCUCUGCUCAGCCUCAUUUACUCUCUAGAGCAUUGAAAAUCCCGGUUUAAUCCGUCGCAUCAAAGGCUGUUUUUGAUCAUCGUAUUUUCGGAUAUUUUACAGCGCGGGUCAGUAAAAAAAGUACUCUCGACCUCAAAAAUAAAUAAAAAAUAGGAUCGUUGUCGGGGUCGGAACAAGCCCUUUGAUUCGACGUGUACGCGGCGAGAAAACUCUUUUGUGUUUCCAUACCCUUAAGGGAAUUGUUCCCCCACUAAGACGGGUUGGUGACAGCUCUAAUUAUUCAAUUAUUUUUUUGCCUACCGAUCUCAAAUGGAUGUGUCGUUCUAGAGAAUGCGAUACCCAAACCGUAAGAGGGGUUUCUGACUUAAUUUAUACAAAACAUCAAAUUCAUUGGUCAAAAAAACGAAUUUUUGGCAAAAAUCGAACUUUUCACAACUUUCAGAUGUAGACUCGGCCUUCAGUAUCAUCCCAUGGAGAGGCAUUUAUCUCCUGGGCUUCCUGAUUCUGAUACUUUUCUUAAUUUUGUGCAUCUGUUGCUGCUGCAAUUCGUAAGUUGGAUGCAGUUCGAAAAAUACGAUUGCAGUCCGACUUUAAAACCCCGUAUAACUUUUAUAAACCCACUCUCCGAUUCUUACGGUGAUUAACAAUUGUGUGACCGUAACCCAUUUCAGAGACACCAUUCCUGACCGCUGGAUGGCCAUGGUGGUGGAUCCUGUUGUUCUUGUUGCUCCUCUUACUUCUCAUUCUGUUGUGUUGUUUGUUGGCCUGGUGUUUGACCGCGUAAGAGUUUGCCGACCUUCUAAUUGGCACCGUUUUAGCCAAUAAUCUAUAAAAAAUUUAUUUAGGAGAAAGAGAAGAAGGGAGAGAAGAUACGUCAAUGGACAGCACAUGCCAUUGCUGCAUGAUGUAAGCAAUUCUUUUUUCAGUUUUGAGUUUAGAUCCAAUUUGUCAACUAAUGCUCAUUUUGAAGAUAUCAGCAAAAUAAACUGAAAACAUUUUAUUUCCAGGAGAAGUACGAAGCCCGCCGCACCAACUUCGAGGAUGGCUAUCGUCAUGGCUACAGUGAGGCCGGCCGUCUUGGAUCGGGAAGUGCGGCGCGUCGUCAUUACGCCGAGGAGUAUUCGACCAGAGACGACCGCUUCCAGGAAGGGUACGCUAAGGGCCUCAGAGAUGCGGGCCUCAGCGGCAUGAGCACAUCCAUGUAUAAUUUGGCUUCCAGACGUGACAACCCCGGCUUCUCCGCCGGCUACAUGCAAGGAUUCCGCGACGGAAACUCGGGUGUUUUCGGGGAUCAAAUCACGACCAGCCUGUUGAACCGGCUGGAAGAGCAGUAUCCAAACAACGAGGAGUAUCGGGCUGGAUAUGUGGAUGGAUUCAAGGACGGAGUUGGUGGAGGAAAGGUUCGUUUUUUGACUUACAAAUGGCUUGAUAAGGGUCUUGUGGUACUUAGAGGUGGCGGAUAUAGCGUGUCGACGAUAAAAUCAAUAAAUUAGGGCCUUUCUUCUAAAUAGUGUCCUUUUUUGUCGUGGAUUUUUUUAUUUCCAAAAACUUUUUGCGGAUUCUGCAGUCUCCACUAACAUGUACCGAAAUGAGUUUAUUCCCGCUUUCAGAACUACGAAUCCAAGGAAUUCCACAAGAGUUUGACCGAACUCACCGAGCGUCUGACCACGCUGGAGAAAAUCAAGGACAACGAGACAUUCCACCAGACCAAGAUAUACCAUGUGUACAAUCAGAACCCCGAAACUGCCAGUUAUACCGCGACGGGUCAGCAGUUGGCUCAGGAGCUCGAUGAAAUUACCUCAGGAUCGCGUCGAAGCACGCUGAGAAGACAUUACACUCCGGGAGAUUAUCUGAGAUACGGCAGUGAAGCCGAGGGAUUCAAUAGUUUGGGUCGAAGCCGCCGCUCCCAGUCGGUCUCAGGGUUGGCUCGAGGUAAGUGGAAUUGAUGUGAGGUUGAGCUGACGUGCUUCUUAACUUGUGUGCUUCUCAUGAGUCCUUCUUGUGUGAUGUACAUUGGUAAUGUAUUCUUGUCGAAGCAGUUGUGACAUAUUUUUGUUGAACUAACUCUGUGUGAUUCCGUUGGUUUGUUUAGAAGAGGCCGAGCGACGUCAUCAUGCCUCAGGAGCAUCCCAUCAUCGAGAAGAGGCCUCCGAAGAACGUCACGAAGAGAGGCAAGAAGAGGGAGCUCAUGAGACCUACGCUUCAUCGUCGAAACGUUACAACUUCAAAAGCCGGUCCGAUCUGAACCAACAAGACCGAAGAUACGCCUCUCAGACGUUGUUGGAUGGCGCCCGACCCGGCCCCAUUGCUUCACACUCAAGAAGAGAGGCGCUGCAUUCGUUGCAACGGGAAUUGGACAACCUUUCCAGGUCCCCGGCUGGUGGGUACAGCAGUGAUUAUGCUCAGGAAACAAUCAGAUCUCGUGGUGGACAACGGUUGGGUUCUGGAUACUCAAAUUACGACUAUGGUAAUUAGCGGGGAAGAUGAUCAUGUAUACGUGUGAACAUGUUAAUUGAGUUCAUGCUGUGUGAAUAACAGCCAAAAUUGUAGUCGAACCCCUCAAGUCAAAAAUUUUUUUUUUGUGUAGCACAGAAUGUAAUAGGUUGCUGAUGCCGUGACUAACACAAACACCAUCUAAUACCCGCCUAAACUCUAACCUUUCCACCCUUAUGACCUCUCCUUUCUGUAGACUCCUACAAUCGCUCGGAUCAACGGUUCGGGUCGUCGGUGAACUUUGCCGAAGAGGCCGAAGCAGCUGCGACAACGUCCAGAGGUGCGAGUGUGAUCAACAUCGGAGAUUCGGGAACAUCCGCCAUCAUUCGACAAAGCGGCAGUGCACGACAAGGCACGGGUUUCUUAUAAUUUCCACAAAAAUUAAUCUAUUUACAAAGAGUUUUUGAAAGUUUUCCAAACUUUUCCCUCACAAAUUUCCAAUUUUCCUCGCACUAUCGCUCUGAGAUUUCCAUUUCCGCGGGCUACGGUAUCUCUCACUUCCACAACUUGACAGCGAUUUGCACUGCGCAAUAACACACGAGAAUAGACACGCAAUAAACGGUGAAAUGCUUUAGAAGCGACGGGGCAGAGCUGGGCCGACGAUCUGAUCGAGAUCGUCAACGAGCCGAUGACACACACGCUGCAACGGAUGCGUCGCUUCAGCAAUUCGCUCUCGAACGUGGAUCGAGGUGGUCCCGCAGGUUAGGGGGUUGAGCAGCGCUGAGCUAUGGCCAAAAAUAUUGUCUUAGAGGGAUUAAAAUGACUCAAAUCAAUGUAAAAAUACUUUCAGAGUAAUUUUUUGCAGAUAUGUUGUAAUUUCAUGAUUUUCAGAGACAGGAGGUGGUCAGGUCGAAUCCGUCGAUGAGAGAUAUGAACGGUCAUAUAGAGAGGUAAAAUUUUGGUCAAUCAAAAAUUAUAUUGUUUUCGUUGAAUGAUGACAAUUAAAUUUUUUUCUUUCAGGAGUUCCAGGCAUCCUCUGGAGCUCAUCAGACUAGCUCCUCCAAGCAGUAG